Molecule: messenger RNA, 1991 nt
Organism: Dendronephthya gigantea
Lineage: Eukaryota; Metazoa; Cnidaria; Anthozoa; Malacalcyonacea; Nephtheidae
Exons: 2
Coding region: 17-1924 (635 amino acids)
Source: RefSeq, a predicted model, not a curated record
AAUUCAACGCACACAUAUGAAUGACCUUAUUCAACUGCCUGCGGUUUUUAGAGAAAGGGACACUCAAAGGCUGCGGAAGUUAUAUGACAGCUGCGAAGCCCACAACCGCGCGUUGAAAUCCUUAGGCGUGGGAGAAGAAUCGUAUUCCACUAUUGUUGUACCGGCCAUAUUGGAGAAGAUGCCUGAACAAUUUCGGCUUAUGAUCACCCGAGGAACUGAUUUCAUUGAGUGGACGAUGCAAGAAAUGUUGGACGCGUUUGAGAAGGAGUUAGAACUGCGAGAGGCGCACGAAGCGGUGGCGACUAAAACGGAACGGGAGUAUGAAAGAAAUCAAAGCAGGAAACCAACUGGGGGUCUAGAUAACUCGACAGCUGCGGCGUUGCUGGCUGGUCAAGAGAAAAAGAGUUGUGCAUUCUGUUUAAAGAACCACGCGCACGAAGAAUGUGAUGGAGUCAAGGAUCCAAAAACACGUAAGACCCUAGCUUUAAAGUAUGGUAGAUGUUUUCAAUGUUUAAUUAAGGGCCAUAGAGCCAGUAAUUGUAGUUCUAAAAUUAAGUGUCGAAAAUGCGACCGAAUGCAUCAUGUCGCCCUAUGUGAUGCGUCUCCGAAAGACGAAGAGACCUGUAAGAAUGAAGAAAUCCCAUCAACUAAGGUUAACAAUAAUGUAGCUAGCCCAUGUAAUAACUUGCUUGCCGGGACAGGUGGUCUGGUUGCCUUGCAAACUGCGCGCGGGGUAUUAAGGGGUGAGAGGGUGGCUAAGGUCCGGGUACUCUUUGAUGGGGGAAGUCAUCGCUCUUUCGUUACAUCGCAUGCAGCGAGUCUUGUUAAUCCAAGGGGUUUAAGAAGGGAAUUUCUAGGCAUUAAUACGUUCGGUCAAAAGUGCACGAAGGCUGAACAAAGGGAAGUGGUCGAGCUUAAACUUCAGCCUGUUAAUGGGGAUAAGAUUAUCUCAAUAGAAGCAUAUGUGGUACCAGAAAUUUGCACUGUGCAGAAUAGUCACGUAGAAUUAGCUAGAAAGAAUUAUUCGCAUCUAGAGGGGGUAUGGUUCUCAGAUGUGGUGAAUUUUCAGGAAGAAUUAGAGGUAGACGUUUUGAUAGGGGCAGACUAUCUUUGGAAUUUCCAAACAGGUGAGACAAAGAAAGGUAAGACAGGGGAGCCCGUAGCUAUACAAACUGAGUUGGGAUGGGUGUUGUCAGGACCUCUAAGGGGAAGAGAGAUAGAAGGUGCUGGAGUGACUCAGGUGAACUUUAUGGGGCAGACAACGAAAUGGGACAGAGAUAGCUUAGAAAGUAAUGUGGAAAAACUUUGGAGUUUUGAAGGAUUGGGUAUAAUUGAAGAGGACACAGUUCAUGAAACAUUUCUUGAUGGAAUAUCAUUCACAGGUAAUCGAUACUCAGUAAAACUGCCCUGGAAGGAGGAUCAUGACAAUCUUCCAGACAAUUACAUGAAUAGUCUUGCUAGAAUGAAAGGCCAGUUGAAACGACUGGAAAAGGAGCCAGAAUUGUUGAAAGAGUACGAUAGGAUAAUAAGAGAUCAGGCAGAGCAGGGAAUCAUAGAGCAGGUACCAAGUCUUGAGAAAGCAGGCAAAGUUCAUUAUCUACCUCACCAAGCAGUAAUUCGUAAAGAUGCAGUGACAACUAAGGUACGCAUAGUGUAUGACGCGUCCUCGAGAGGAAUAAAAUCCAAAACAUCGCUUAACGACUGUUUGCAUGUUGGACCAUCGCUCAAUCCAUUGCUUUACAGUAUAUUGUUACGUUUCAGAGAAAAUAGAGUAGCAUUAGUAGCAGACAUCGAAAAGGCAUUUUUAAAUGUAGAGGUAGACAAGGAAGACCGAGACUCUCUGAGGUUUUUAUGGGUGAAUGAGAUUGCAAGCAGCGAUAGGGAGGUAAUGGUUUACAGAUUUUGCCGUGUAGUUUGUACGUAAGGUUCUUGAAAGCUUUUAUGUGGAUGACCUGGUCAGUGGAGAGAGAAGUGAAGGAAAGGCAUUUAAG